AUGUGGAUAUUCGGUUACGGGUCGCUGAUGUGGUACACCGAUUUUCCGUACGAGGCGGUGCAGGGUGGUAUCCCUGGAAGAACGGUGACGUUGAUUCCAUCGGAAAAGGGUAGCUGCUGGGGUUUAGCCUACAAAGUUCCGGAGGACAAAGUAAAGGAAACAAUCGAAUAUCUGGAUCACCGGGAAAAAGCUGGAUAUUCAAUUGCUGAUGUUGAUUUUUAUCCGGACUCCGGGGAAGCGCCUUUCAAGGUUUCUGUAUAUAUUUCCCCGCAAAAUGAUAACGAAUUCCAUGCGGGACCCACCGAGAUUGAGGACGUUGCUGUUCAGAUAAUGGAAUGCCACGGGCCUUCCGGGCCCAAUCUGGAGUAUGCGUUGAGAGUUGCGCAUGUACUACACGAAAAGGCUCCACACUUCGUUGACGAGCAUGUUUUUGAGCUGGAAAAGUUGUUGCUGAAGAAGGCUCGAGGUUCCGGAACCGGGAUUCAGAUCCUUGAAAAGCUCGGGUACGUGCUCGAGGAGGACAACACGAUCACGGAGCACGACCAUCUCCAAAUGGGAUUCUCGUAUUUGCGCAUUUCCCAAUUCUCAAAGCAAAUAUUUGGAUUGCCUGCUUGUUCGGAUCGAUUUUACGUCGACGAUUUCCUUGUGAAAAACAAGGGUAUCUUGUUGAACCUCAUCGAGAAGGCAUUGACAAAGAAAAUGGGAGCGGGAAAUGAGGUCGAAUCGUCGCCGCGAAGCACGCGCAGCCGGUCCCAGUCUGUUCCGAGAAAGAUCUCGGAACGAUCCCCAUCCAGAAGUCCACCUCGUAGGAGGAAGGACCGAAGACGGUCGCGCACGAGGAGCCGCACCAGGUCGAGAAGCCGUACCUACUCGCCUCUUCCGCGCGGGCGUGGAGAACGUGAAUAUUACAGCGGCCGGGAUUAUGGACGUCAGCGAUACAGAGACGGCCGCGAUCGCCCGGAGCCCAAUCGAUGCAUCGGAAUUUUCGGAAUGAGCUUGAACACUAAUGAGAGGGACUUGGAGAACAUCUUUUCGGAGUUUGGCACCAUUGAUCAGGUGCUUAUUGUCAAAAACAGAGACACCGGCCGUUCCCGCGGGUUUGGAUUCAUUUAUUUCACCAGGACCAAGUAUGCGAUGAAGGCUAGAGAUGAAAUGGCUGAUGCCACAAUUGACGGCAUGAAAGUUCGGGUGGAUUUUUCUGUAACUGAAAAGAAUGGCGGAGGUGGAGGAGGGAGGAGAUAC
This is a messenger RNA of Mesorhabditis spiculigera, 1242 nucleotides long. Lineage: Eukaryota; Metazoa; Nematoda; Chromadorea; Rhabditida; Rhabditidae. The record is from the annotation of a GenBank genome assembly.